Messenger RNA from Eremothecium cymbalariae DBVPG#7215, 1167 nucleotides. It is a transcript of the gene EBP2, whose product is annotated as Ebp2p. Gene Ontology annotation, biological process: rRNA processing; ribosomal large subunit biogenesis. Bases 1 to 1167 code for a protein of 388 amino acids. NCBI's taxonomy places the organism in Eukaryota, Fungi, Ascomycota, Saccharomycetes, Saccharomycetales, Saccharomycetaceae. The record is from RefSeq and is a predicted model, not a curated record. The transcript has a single exon. Gene Ontology annotation, cellular component: nuclear periphery; preribosome, large subunit precursor; nucleolus.
AUGGUAAAAGGGUCUAACCUGAAGCAAUCGUCGGGUGGUAAAAAAGUUUCAAAGAAGGUAGCUGUGCCAAAAGAUAUUGCAUUGAAGAACGGUGCUGAACAAAGUGAAGCCGAGAGUGUUAGUGCAUCUGAAGUCUCUUCGGGAACUUCAGCUGAAUACGAAAGCAAAGCUCUUUCUAGGAAAGAAAGAAGAAAGAUUAAGAAACAGCAAAAGAAGCAAGAGGUACAGGAAGAAGUCGAAUCUGAAGAGGACGACGAAGAAAAUCAAUUAGAUUUGGACCAAUUGGCGAGGAGUGAUUCUGAAUCUGAAGAUGAGGAAGAGCCGGUAGAUGGGGAAGAAGAGGAGGAAGAGCCGGUAGAUGGGGAAGAAGAGGAAGAAGAGGACGACGACGAGGAAGACGACGACGACGAUGUGCCGUUCUCAGAUGUCGAAUUUGACUCGGACGCUGAUGUGGUUCCUCAUCAUAAACUUACUGUCAACAACUCAAGAGCAAUGAAAGACGCAUUAGAACGCAUUCAAGUUCCAUGGAAGAAACACUCAUUCCAGGAACAUCAAGCCAUCACCUCUGCAUCGUUCACAGACGAAGGCAUCAAAGACAUAUACGACGACACCGAAAGAGAACUUGCCUUUUAUAAACAAGCUCUAAGCGCUGUCGUACAAGCUCGUGAUAAACUGAAAAAGCUAAAGGUUCCCUUCAAAAGACCGUUGGACUACUUUGCGGAAAUGGUCAAGAGUGACGAGCAUAUGGAUAGAUUAAAGAUGAAACUAAUUAAGGAAGCCAGCGAUAAGAAGGCCCGCGAGGACUCCAAGAAACAGAGACAACUCAAAAAAUUUGGCAAACAGGUACAGGUAGCGACUCUGCAACAACGUCAGAAGGAAAAGAGAGAAACCCUCGAUAAGCUCAAAACGCUGAAGAAAAAGAGAAAGCACGAUCAAAUCGACGAGAACGACUUUGAAGUCGGUGUCGAGGAAGCCACCUCUGAGAAAAAACGCAAGCCCAACACUAAACGACUAGCCAAAGAUAGCAAGUACGGAUUCGGAGGCAUGAAACGUUACAACAGAAAGAACGACGCCCAAUCCUCCUCCGAAAUGGGCGACUUCUCUCAACGCAAAAUGAAAGGAAAACCGUCCCGCCCAGGCAAGAGCAAACGUUCCAGAAGGCACUAA